UAUAGACAAAAUAUAAGAACUUGUAUAUAAGAGGAGAGACAUAUAAUUAAAACAUAGCCUAAACAUAAACUUUUUGAAAAGCCACUUUUUUUGUGUUGUCUAUUCAUCGUGAAAAAUUACUCUCUAAUUGUUUAUUUGAGCCAUUUAGAGUUUUUUUUUCCUCAGCAAAUAUUGAUAUAUAAUUAUUUAUUACUAAUUAGAUAAAUUAAUGAGCAUUGAUAUUCCUAAAUAUUAGUCAGUAUAUCAUUAUAUUACCACUGGAUCCACUCCCUAAUAAGAGCAUCACUAUACAUGAUUUACAAAUAAUUGAACAUAAAUGAAGAUUUGUUAACAUUUAAUUUAAAAAGCAUAAGUACAAGUAAACUGUACUGGAAUUAAGUACAAAUAACAUAUGGUUUUAAACAAAAGAAUAUAACAGCUGUUUGCAGGGUUGACCUCUUGAUUUAAAACUUUCCAAGUAUGUUGGCCUGAGCUGCCGUGAAUAGUAUUGUGCAUGUCUGUCAUGUAUUUUUAUCUGUUUAGCUUGAGGCUCAGCUUUCAUGUUUCUAACAUACUGGAGGCCACACUGGCACGAGAUAAAGUGUGUGCAUGUGCGUGUCAAGACCUUCUUCUCAGCUCAGAAACAAAUUAUUUUAAAGGUGCUCUUCCAAGAUUUGCCAUACAACUUGCAAUGAUUUGCAGUCACUCAUAUCAUGAUUCGGUUCGAUAGACUAUACUGGUCUUGUGAUACAAUACUCUCACAAUAAUUUAAACAAAGCCUAAAUACAAUUAAGAUGGAAAAACAAAAACCUCUAAGACAUAUGAUAAUCAGUCAACAAAAAAUAUAUUAAAUACUCUUAAUAAACUCCCACUUUACAGCUUAAACAUGAAACACUCAACCAGUGUGUGCAAAGAUCCAUUUGGUACAUUAGAAAAGUCACUGAAAGCUCAGCAAUGUUUCCCUAAAUAAGAGCAGGACUUCCCCUAGCCAGCACCCAAGGCCAGGGCAGUACAUUGGGGGCUAAUUUUAGAGUAAUGAAUCAGCCUGCUCAUAAUCUAGCCCCAUUGCACUAAAGGGCACUCUCUAAUUCAGCCUCCUAACCUACAUGAAGAAAACAUUAUUAUUAUUAUUAUUUUUUAUUUUUUGCUUGAACCACUGCUCUGGAGAGGGACAUUUCUGAUAACCACUAAGACAAAGACACUGCUGCAGGCAAGGAAAGGGUGGAGCUUCUCCUCCACCACAUUUCAUUUGAAAUGCUAGACAUGUGAUUACGAUUGCCAUACCUUCACAUUAUCUGCCUCAUCCCAAGAGACUUGGCAAGAGCAGCUACUUGUCUGCAAGCAAGAUCAACUAAGCUCCGAAAAUGGACAAGAAGUUGGACCUGUCCAGACUAACAGAAGAGGAGGCCAAACAUGUGUGGGAAGUCAUUCAGAGAGACUUCGUCCUUAGGAAAAAGGAAGAGGAGAGGCUUGGGGAGCUUAAAUCCAAAAUUGAGAAGGAAGAAACAAAGAGGGAACUCCUGGGGUCUCAGUCAAACCUGACUGACUCUCACUGUAUCCACUGCCUGCAGCCCUUUAAGUUCCUGAUGAACAGCAAACGGCAGUGUAUGGACUGUAAACUCUACACCUGCAAGACCUGCAGCCGCUACAACAAAAAGGAGCGUGGCUGGGUAUGCGACCCCUGUCGUAUGUCCAGGGUCCUGAAAAUUGGAACCUUGGGGUGGUACCAUGACAAUGUGCGCUCUCGCUUCAAGCGUUUUGGCAGCGCAAAAGUGAUGAGGUCACUGUACAAGAGAUUAAAUGAAGAGGGGCACCGUGAUGAUGACACACAGAGCAUGCCUGAUGUGCGCAAUGUAUAUAAUGGUCAUGAAGAUGAACAUUUGGAUGCAUCUGAAGCUCAACGUUAUAAGCAGAUGCGAAAGACCAAGCGUCUUCUCUCUGUCCACCCCAUGGAUCUUGACAUGGAUGAAUAUAGCACUCACUCUCGCAGACAGUCUGUCCAGUACAUCCAUGAAGACAGAAGUCAGCGGAAUGAUGUAGAAUACAACUCUGACAUGUACCAUCACCAUCAUCAUCGCAUGAACCGCAGGAAAAGUCUCGACAAGUUCUUGCGCCCAGAUGAUGGCACACACUCUGAACACAGAAUGGUACGUGCUCGCUCUCUCUCGAAAAUCAACUCCUCUGUGGCUCCACGCCAGAUCUACCUGGAUACUUCAGAGGAGGAGGAUAUGUUCCGUUACCCCGUCUAUCAGCUGCCCCCACGCCGCCGCAGUCGAGCAUCAUCUCAGGAAAACAUUCAUCAGAGUGCACCACCGAUCAAUGAACUCAGCAAGAGGAUGUCUGCCAUCGAGAGUCUCUUAAAUCGACUGGAAGAGAAAAUUACUUUGCCUUCUGAUCAGCCUGUCCAGCCCACAUCAGGGCAGAUGGAGGAGGAGAAGCUGAGGAGAAAACUAGAUGAGCUGAUGAGUGACAAAGCGCUUUCCUCUGAUGAGGACGAGCCGAAGAGGCCUCCUCAGUCCAAAGGGUCCGCUGUGAGGGGGAACCAGGCACCAGUGGCCCCUGCAUCCCAAGAACCCCUGAGCUCGUCCAGUGAUGAGAUGCCCACUGAAGCACAAAAGAGAUCCACCGCGGCGGCCCUAUGCGACAUCACAACUGAGAUUCUAAGAACAAUUAAUGCCACAGAAAGCGCUAUGAACGAGUUGGCCCCCUCAAAUCCUAAUGACAGACUUCAGUUAGCGGGCACAGAUCUUAAGCAGGCUGAUGAUGCAUACAGGGAACUUGAGGAAAAUGUGUACAUGAGUGCAGGGAAGUCCUUCGAUAUGGCGAAAAAAUUGCAAAUGAUUGAGCAGAAUACCAAGAAUCACUACGGCAGCCCUUUAACUGAUUCAGAGCUCUCUGAACUGGAGGACCAGGUUGCUUUGGCAGCUUCCAAAGUUCAGAGCACAGAAAGUGAGGUCUCAGACAUUGAGAGCAAGAUAGCUGCUCUAAGUGCUAAAGGAUUAUCAUUUGAUAAAGCCAAGAAAAAGGCACUGAGUAUACAACAAAAAAGGAAGUUUUCCCAAGACAGAGUACACUUUUAAGUGUAAACAGGACAUCAUGUUAAUUUCUUUAACAUUUUACAUAUUCCCUAUGUCAUGCUAUCUGUGCCUAUAUUACUAUAUUACUUCACCAUAUGUUCAGGAUUUUCUGACACUGAUCUUGACUUAAUACUAGUAAACCCUUUGUCUUGUGUAAAUUGUAUUAGGACUACUUAAUCAAAUCCCAAUCUAGCUAAAAUCGAUAUUAGUCAAAAUAAUGAAACAGUUUACAGAAAACAGGUGUCAAACAAGUAUUCAUGCCAAGAAAAAUAGGAUUCAUUUCUGUUAAUGUCUUUGUUUUCCUUGCCUGUUUUGUUCUUCAAAUUGC
This is a messenger RNA of Onychostoma macrolepis, 3384 nucleotides long. It is a transcript of the gene mlpha, whose product is annotated as melanophilin a. Gene Ontology annotation, molecular function: small GTPase binding; actin binding; myosin binding. Gene Ontology annotation, biological process: intracellular protein transport. NCBI's taxonomy places the organism in Eukaryota, Metazoa, Chordata, Actinopteri, Cypriniformes, Cyprinidae. The coding region runs from base 1344 to 3059 and encodes 571 amino acids. The transcript is spliced from 16 exons. Gene Ontology annotation, cellular component: cortical actin cytoskeleton. The record is from RefSeq and is a predicted model, not a curated record.